Messenger RNA from Penicillium argentinense, 2421 nucleotides. RefSeq names its product isochorismatase family protein family. The record is from RefSeq and is a predicted model, not a curated record. Gene Ontology annotation, biological process: DNA alkylation repair; DNA repair. Lineage: Eukaryota; Fungi; Ascomycota; Eurotiomycetes; Eurotiales; Aspergillaceae. The transcript has a single exon. Gene Ontology annotation, molecular function: dioxygenase activity. Bases 1 to 2421 code for a protein of 806 amino acids. Gene Ontology annotation, cellular component: nucleus.
AUGAGCUUCUUCUCAUUCGGAGAUCUACCCACGAUCCAGACCCGCAAGGCGUUGCUGCUGCUCGACUAUCAGAAUGACUUUGUGCGUCCCGCCGGUGCCCUCCACGUCGCCAAUACCUCCGACAUCCUCGAGACGCUCCCCCCGCUCGUCGCCGCGUUUCGUCGCGUGGGCGAUGUGAUCUGGGUUCGGUCGAAAUACGAGUCGCCGCAGUCCCUCGACGACUGGAACUUUGGCGAUCGCAUCGUCUUGGAAAAGGAGCCACCCAAGCGAGAGCCUCUGCCCUCCACGGAUAUCAUCGAAGCCGCGUCCGACCGCGACUCUCCCGAACCUGUCGACGCGGAGGCCUUUCUUUCUAACACGUCCCCUACCUGUUGCGUCUCGCAGACCACCGGCUUUCAGUUCCCCGCCCCCAUCCUCGCUGCCAUCGACCGGGAGCGGGACACCGUGCUGGACAAAACAGGCUACUCAGCUUUGGAGUCGGAGGGUCUCGUGCUUUCCUUCCGAACCCGCUUUAUCACCGAGCUUUAUCUCUGUGGCUCUCUCUCCAAUGUGUCCGUGUAUGCCACUGCCUGCGAUGCUGUGCGCAAUGGGUUUUCGGUGACAUUGAUCGAAGAUUGCCUGGGCUACCGGGACUUCCAGCGCCAUCAAGAGGCCAUGCGGCGCAUGGCUGAUAUCCUUGGCGCAACUGGUCUAGAUGCCCAGGAGCUUACGCAGGAGUUGGAUUGGCAGGAAACCCACACUAUCGCCAAGGCACCAAGUGCCCAGCCAAAGCGCGUGACUAUCCCAUCUGGCAUCGAGAGCGUCAUGGACAGCCUAGGAGUCCAAGCGGAUGAUUCAAGCCCGCAAGAAAGGCCAGAUGAGGAUGGCCGCAGUUUGAUGGAACUGGCCUCCUUCACCCGAUCUCAGCGGAUGAAUGCAGCAGGAUCUCAUGCCCGGCCGCCGGUGGAAGGCAAGAGACAGGUGCGCGCCCGUGUGCGCCGUCCGAAACGCCGUGAUCCAACCGAUCCCGAAACCGCAAAUGAAAAACCCAGGACCUGCGUGGGCGAGGGUGAUUCGCGUCUCAUUCCGGAGCUUGGUCUGCCCGCUGACGCCUUUGAGCGCAUUCGGGCGGAAGUGUCCUGGCAGAAAAUGUACCAUCUUUCAAGCCAGGUGCCUCGGUUGGUUGCGGUACAAGGCCAUAUCCAGCCGGAUGGCUCUAUUCCGAUCUAUCGACACCCCGCGGAUGAAUCUCCUGUGUUGAAAUCGUUCACACCGGCAGUGGACCAAGCGCGUCUUGCUGUCGAACGUGUUCUCGGCCACCCUUUAAAUCACGUACUGAUACAACUUUACCGAGAUGGACAUGACUCGAUAUCGGAGCACUCUGAUAAAACGCUGGAUAUCGUCCGGGGCUCAUUUAUCUGUAAUGUGAGCCUGGGUGCCCAGCGCAUUAUGCAUCUCCGCACCAAAGUCUCCGCCAAGAAUAUCGCGGAGAAGGAUGGCCCUGAAGCGGCUCGCGCCACUCAACGUAUCUCACUUCCGCAUGGAUCCCUGUUUGUGCUUGGUGAGAAAACAAAUAUGCGUUGGCUGCAUGGCAUCCGCCCUGACAAACGCCCUGACACCGUCAAAUCGCCUGAAGAAAAAGCAUACGGCAACGAGCGCAUCUCACUCACGUUCCGGCACAUUGGUACUUACCUCGACCCAGCGGCCAACAUCAUCUGGGGCCAAGGUGCUGUGGGAAAAACCCGAGACACUGCUCGGCCUGUGAUUCACGGCGAUCCGGCGGAGACGGAACGGCUGAUCCACUCGUUUGGGCAGGAAAAUCGUGCGACAGAAUUCGACUGGAAUGGAGUCUACGGCAAUGGAUUUGAUGUCGUUAAUUUCGUGACCACAUCGCCGUCUCGAUUGGCGCUGAGCGGGGACUCGGUGACCGAUCUCAGGGUGCGUCUCUGCCUAGGCGAGAGCGGUAUACGUUAUGAGACCUGUGAUGGCCGUGAAUUAGCUCCCGCCGGUGCAUACACAACGCCACAUCUACAACCGAUCUACAUUGACUCCGACAGCACGACCGUCGUUGGCGACUUGAAUAUUCUGAAACAUUUGGCCGAACGACCUGUCGAGUCUCUACGGCCUGGUGUCGAAGUCCUUCGCGGCGGCAGUCAAAUUCCAUGGAUUGAAGAAAUAUUCGGCUGCUGGCGUAAACACCUUCAAAGUGGUGCGCCAGGCGUCUUUGAAUUUGGUUUGAAUGUAUUCGACCGCACCCUGGAUGGACAGAAUUACCUGGCUGGUCCGGCCUUUGGCAUAGAUGACUGUGCACUGUGGCCAGUUUUACGGGAAAUCAUACACGCCCAGGGCCCCUUCGAUGCUCGCUUCCCGAACCUUACCCAGUACUACCACCGAGUCGAGAAGCGAGGCCUCGUCCGGGUCGUUUUGGAGGAAUUGCGCUGA